Molecule: messenger RNA, 2097 nt
Organism: Hirundo rustica (Barn swallow)
Lineage: Eukaryota; Metazoa; Chordata; Aves; Passeriformes; Hirundinidae
Gene: TLX2
Product: T cell leukemia homeobox 2
Exons: 3
Coding region: 1-837 (278 amino acids)
Biological process (GO): animal organ development; regulation of transcription by RNA polymerase II
Cellular component (GO): nucleus
Molecular function (GO): DNA-binding transcription factor activity, RNA polymerase II-specific; RNA polymerase II cis-regulatory region sequence-specific DNA binding
Source: RefSeq, a predicted model, not a curated record
AUGGAGCGGGAGGGCGGCGGCCCGGGGCCCCCCGCGCCCCACGAGCCCAUCAGCUUCGGCAUCGACCAGAUCCUGGGCGGCCCCGAGCCCACGGGGCCGCACCGGGCGGCGGCGGAGCCCGACUACGGGCUCUACGGCAGCGGCUACGGCCCCACCGGUCCGCUCGGCUCCUACAACCUCAACAUGAGCAUGAACGUGAGCGUGAACGUGACCCCCGCGCCCGCCGCGCCGCCCGCCGGAGUCAUCCGCGUCCCGGCGCACCGGCCCGCGCCCGCGCCGCCGCCCGCCGCGCCCGCCGCGCCGCCACCGGGGCCCGCGCUGCCCGGGCUCACCUUUCCCUGGAUGGAGACCACGCGCCGCAUCGCCAAAGACCGGCUCUCAGCCGCGCUGUCGCCCUUCGCGGUGACGCGGCGCAUCGGGCACCCGUACCAGAACCGGACGCCGCCCAAGCGCAAGAAGCCGCGGACGUCCUUCUCCCGGGUGCAGAUCUGCGAGCUGGAGAAGCGCUUCCACCGACAGAAGUACCUGGCCUCGGCCGAGCGCGCCACCCUGGCCAAGGCCCUCAAGAUGACGGACGCCCAGGUCAAGACCUGGUUCCAGAACCGCCGCACCAAGUGGAGGCGUCAGACGGCGGAGGAGCGCGAGGCGGAGCGGCAGCAGGCCAACCGGCUGAUGCUGCACCUGCAGCAGGAGGCUUUCCAGAAGAGCCUGGCGCAGCCGCUGCCGCAGGACCCGCUCUGCAUGCACAACUCCUCGCUCUACGCCCUGCAGAACCUGCAGCCCUGGGCCGAGGACAACAAGGUGACGUCGGUCUCGGGGGUGGCCUCUGUGGUGUGAGGGGCCCUGGGCGCUGCUCGUGUGCCAGGAGGUGGCUGUGGGAGCCCAGUGGGCUCCAAGCCCGGACCAUGGCAGGGAAGGGGCUGCAGCUUGCUGGGAGCCCCCCGCUGGCAGCCCCCUCCCCGCCAUGGAGAGCCCCCCAGGACCACCCGGGAGGGAGGCCGUGCCCCUGCGGUUGGACUCAAAGCUUCACUGAACCCCACCUGGACACCCGCUGCUGUGGGCAGCCCCCCUGCCUGGACCCCCAGGAGCCCAGAGAUGGACCCCUACACCCUAUGGACCUCUGCAGCCCCCUGCCUGACCCCCAGGAGCCCAGGGCUGGGCCCCUGCACCCCACGGAUGUCCAUAACCCUCUGCUCAGACCCGUGGGAGCCAAGGGCUGAGCCUCUACACACACCCCACGGACGCCUGCAGCUCCCUGCCCAGACCCCUGGGAGCCCAGGGAUGAGCCUCCACACCUGGCAGGGUUCUGCAGCUCCCCCACCAGCAGCUCUGUGGGUCACGCUGGGGCCCCACAGCCUGGAAUUCCCAUUCCUGGUGCUGGAAGCCCCCCACCCUGACAGUGGGGUCUGCACCACCCGCACCACUUGCCUUAUCCCGGUCGGAGUUUGCCACCUCCGGCUUCCACCUGCGCCCUCCGGGCUGGAUGAGGGACUUGGCUGCCCCGGCCCCACCCCGUGGUGGGACAGACUGAUGGUCUGGGCCCCCGGCCCGUCAGCUCCCUGGGCCCGGAUGUGCCCUUGCAGCCCCCCGCCAUGGACUCGGGGUGCCCCCCAUACCGAUGGAUUGCGCCAGUCCCUGACUCCUCCCCGGGAUGGCCGUCGCCUCCCACAGACCGAGCCUUGCUGUGACCCACAGGACACCCGUGCGGGGCAGAGGGGGUGAAUCCCCCUUCUUCUGGCAAAUCUCUGCGCCCCCUCCCCAGUGACCCCCUGAGUGGGGGUUCCCCCCGCCGGGACCCUCCAGCCUCGGUUGGUGAUGAUGGAGGGAAUGAAGGGGGGUGACAUCGGUGGGAGGAGGGUGUGACAUGGGUGACCUUGACCCUGAGCUCGACCUUGCUCCCCCACCCCGCCGCUCUCCACGAUGCUGUAGCCCCUCACCCCGCUUUUGGGGGACAGGCUUCUUGCCGGCUCUCCCUCUCCUCCCUACCGGGAGGAGUCCGGACACCCGGUACCGGCGGGAUUGGCUGCGGUUCCGUGACGCGGAGGGGUGGAACCGCAUCGCCACCGGGAUGAGCGCGGCCGAGGGCCGGCCCCGGUG